Molecule: messenger RNA, 951 nt
Organism: Clunio marinus
Lineage: Eukaryota; Metazoa; Arthropoda; Insecta; Diptera; Chironomidae
Source: the annotation of a GenBank genome assembly
CGCGGUCGAGUCUCGAAGCAGUUGUAAAAUAUUUUAGUAUCUUUUUAUCACUUGGAACUUUAACACUUAUAGAGUUGGUGCAGUUAAGUCAGGCAGAAUGUCGAUAUUAUUAGCUUCGUGCUUCAUUUUAUUAUUAAGUUAUGUUAACAGUGGGUUGAGUGAAAGUGAAACUCUCAUAAAGUUCUUAGAGACAGAGAAAAUGUUUAUCGGCGACUUGGAAGAUUACAUUGAAAGACAAGAAAGUGUUUUACAUGUUCUGAGAAAAAAGCUUUUAAAUUUUAAAGUUGAACAUUCUGAUGCCGUGGAAAAUCCUGACAGUUACUUCUCCAACGAAUUAAAUCGCUUUUUAUUUGUAAAAAGACUUUUCUCUGACGUUGAGCUUCUUUCCGAAAAAACUUUUAAAACCGCCGACACGUUUAAAUCAAAAGUCAAUUCUUAUAAGCGAGGCAAUAUUUUGCCUUCAAAAAAUGAUCUCUCUGCAUCAGUUCUGUCAAUUGCGAGAUUACAAGAGGCUCAAAGUCUUAGAACAGAUAAGCUUGCAAAAGGUAUUUUUGGAGAUGUAAAACGACGAAGUGGUCUUUCAACAGAAGAUUGUUAUCAAGUGGGAAAGCAACUUAAUGCUGCUCAUGUUUAUUCAUCUGCGACUGAAUGGCUCACUGAGGCGAUGAAACGUUAUGAUGAGUAUUACGAUCAACACCAGGUGAAAGCUGUGGACAUUUUAGAAGAGCUUGCUUUAAGUUUCAUAGGAAACAAUCGGCUUAAGGAUGCCGAAGGAAUUGUUGAAAAGGUUUCACGCAUGAAUUCAAAAAGUCAUGUUGUUGAAUUGUUUUUUAAGUAUGCUGACAGACUUGACAGUUUGAAGGAUGAAAAGUUGCCAACAGAUAUCGAUACAGAAGAACUUUGUCAUCCUAUUCAUUUUUUUAAAUCAAACAUCUUCACUUGCCCAAUUUG